Molecule: messenger RNA, 489 nt
Organism: Talpa occidentalis (Iberian mole)
Lineage: Eukaryota; Metazoa; Chordata; Mammalia; Eulipotyphla; Talpidae
Product: beta-1,4-galactosyltransferase 1-like
Exons: 2
Coding region: 44-463 (139 amino acids)
Biological process (GO): protein N-linked glycosylation; carbohydrate metabolic process
Molecular function (GO): cytoskeletal protein binding; beta-N-acetylglucosaminylglycopeptide beta-1,4-galactosyltransferase activity
Source: RefSeq, a predicted model, not a curated record
GGCCUGCUAACUUCUCCUUCCCUCCACCUCUCUAGUCGGCCCCAUGCCAAUCGAUUUUAAUAUAAAAGUGGACCUGACGCUUGUGGAGAAACAGAACCCGAAAGUGAAGGCGGGCGGCCGCUACAGCCCCAAGGACUGCAUCUCUCCUCACAAGGUGGCCAUCAUUAUUCCAUUCCGCAACCGGCAGGAGCAUCUCAAGUACUGGCUCUAUUACUUGCACCCAAUCCUGCAGCGGCAGCAGUUGGACUAUGGCAUCUACGUUAUCAACCAGGCAGGAGACGUCAUGUUCAAUCGUGCUAAGCUCCUCAACGUUGGCUUUCAGGAGUCUUUGAAGGACUAUGACUACAACUGCUUCGUGUUUAGUGACGUGGACCUCAUUCCCAUGGAUGACCACAACACCUAUAGGUGUUUUCCACAGCCGCGGCACAUUUCUGUUGCAAUGGAUAAGUUUGGAUUUAGGUAAGGGAUGUUCGCCAGAGUCUGCAGAAA